GUCAUACAGGGAAAAUAGAUCAUCACAACAUUGUCGCGAAAUACCUAGACCUAUGAUGAUAAAGAUAAACAGAAAAUCAAUUUUUGCUUUGUAUCUUACAGUUUUCAAACCAUUUUUUGUUUUAUCUCAAGCAAAUAUGUCUUCUGGUGUAACCGAAGCAGACAAGUAUUCUGUGGCAUAUGUGACCGUGCCAAGUAUGGAAGUCGGCAAGACGAUAGGACAUGGCCUGGUGAAGAACAAACUGGCUGCAUGUGUGAACAUCAUACCACAAGUCACGUCUAUUUACGAAUGGAAGAAUGAGAUUAAUGAAGAUAGUGAGUUACUUCUCAUGAUCAAAACCCGCACCUCCCAAGUCGACAAGCUCACAGAGUUUGUUAGAUCAAAUCAUCCAUAUGAAGUGUGUGAAGUGAUAUCACUUCCAAUCAAGAACGGCAACCCUCCAUACUUGAAGUGGAUCGGGGAAACUGUACCGGAGAGUGUGGCGAAGAAUUGAAAACUAGUUGUUUAUGGUUAGGAUCUACUUUUGUUUGCUCCGUACAUUUUCUUAGCUGUUUUGAAAUAAACUUGAAAUUGAUUUAGACAGAUUAUUGAUACAUGAUUAAAAUGAAAUACUAUUGUUAAGCCCAGUGCAGAUCAAAUGCAUAUGAAACAUGUGUAAGUAGCAGUGUGCAUUUAUUGUGCGGAAGGCCAAGACAUAUUCGAAAUAUUUAUAAUCCAGAUAUAAUUAAUGUGUUUAAGAUAAUUUUAAGACUUGACAUUUUUAUCUUUAUUUAAUUAAUAAAAAACAUGUGUUUACAACACUAUUUUGAGAAUGUAAGACUAUAGACUGAAAUAUUGCACCUAGAGCAAUUAUAUAGUCUGCUUGGGAAUACAUUAAAAAUUAACUCCAAAAAUCAUGACUCUUUUAAUGAUCGGAACAUCCAUAAACUCAUGUAAAAAACUUAAAUUUUGUAACAACUUUUAUAUAGAAGUUAUCUUCUUCAUUGUAAUAUUCAUUUUGUGUAAGUCCAAAUUUCUUGCAUGUGACCUUACAUGCGUGCUGCAUACGCAUUCGGUUUACACGGGCCUAUAAAGAUAUAUAAUAGGAAAUUGUAUGUAUUUUAGAUCCCCUAGGGGUUGAAAUGGGGGUAGUCUGGUAAAAUUUGGUAGUAGCACCUUGGUUGUUUGGGCAUUCCUAAUGCCCGUCCUUAAAAACAAAAAAUCUAAGUCAUACUUGUAUUUAUAACAGCACUGGGCUUCGCUCCCGUGGACAUUUCGGGAUACAAAGUACCCUAUAUGUUAUUCCAGAUUAUAUUUUACUUGUGUACCAAAUUUCAUAACAAUCCGUCCAGUAGUUUUUGCGUGAAAAAGUAACAAACACAUACAUCCUCACAAACUUUCGCGUUUAUAAUAUUAGUAGGUUUUGUUAUUAUUAAAACAUUUUUGUAUAGUUAAGUUUGAUAUAAAAUAAGGAAAUAAAUAGUUUGAU
This is a messenger RNA of Plodia interpunctella (Indianmeal moth), 1468 nucleotides long. RefSeq lists its product as uncharacterized. The coding region runs from base 53 to 493 and encodes 146 amino acids. Lineage: Eukaryota; Metazoa; Arthropoda; Insecta; Lepidoptera; Pyralidae. Gene Ontology annotation, biological process: response to metal ion. The transcript is spliced from 3 exons. The record is from RefSeq and is a predicted model, not a curated record. Gene Ontology annotation, molecular function: copper ion binding.